Messenger RNA from Ictalurus punctatus (channel catfish), 3723 nucleotides. It is a transcript of the gene stk24b, whose product is annotated as serine/threonine kinase 24b (STE20 homolog, yeast). Gene Ontology annotation, biological process: protein phosphorylation. Gene Ontology annotation, molecular function: protein kinase activity; ATP binding. Lineage: Eukaryota; Metazoa; Chordata; Actinopteri; Siluriformes; Ictaluridae. The transcript has 11 exons. The record is from RefSeq and is a predicted model, not a curated record. The coding region runs from base 607 to 1884 and encodes 425 amino acids.
UGCUCUAAUGACAGCGUCAGGAAAAUGGCGGCGAGCUGUGAAGUGAAUUGAGGAUGUCAACAUUGCGCUUUUCCACCUGAGACAAGUGACGCUUUUUCUUUCUUCGCGUCGUUAACACAACCAGGGUUGUAGCUUAGAAAGUUGCACCUCUGUUUGGACCAAAACCACGCCUGGCAUAUUUUUUUAAAUAAUUAUUUUAUAGUGCUGUGUUUUGAAAGUCCAUUUAAGCUAGCUAACGGUUAACUAGCCGCCUGCACGAGCCUUAAAGAGAAAAGCGUUCGACGAACCGUAAAGAGAACUUUUCCCUGCACUUUUCGUGUCGUAAAGUAGUGCUUGUAAUGUUUUUCUCGUUUAAAUUCAUUCCCGUGGCUCGCUAAGUAAAUGCGUAGAGAGUCGUUUGCGCCAGUGUAAUCUUUUUUCCCCCUCUACAACCCCGUCAGCUGGAAGUGCAGACUCGGCGGAUGCUGUCCGCAUCUCUGUCGCACUUUUAAAGGGGGUACAUAUCAGGCAGGACUGCUGAACAGGGAGGAGGGGGGGAUUUAUUUAUUUAAUUCUAUUUUAUUUUAUUUAAUUUAUUUAUUUUACACUGGUGCUGGUUCAGAAGCCAUGGCUCACUCGCCGGUGCAGGGCAGUUUACCCGGCAUACAGAGUUUGCGAGCCGACCCCGAGGAGCUGUUCACCAAGCUGGAGCGCAUUGGCAAGGGCUCGUUCGGCGAGGUCUUCAAAGGUAUCGACAAUCGCACGCAGAAGGUGGUGGCCAUCAAGAUCAUCGAUCUGGAGGAGGCCGAGGACGAGAUCGAGGACAUCCAGCAGGAGAUCACCGUACUGAGCCAGUGUGACAGCCCCUUCGUCACCAAGUACUACGGCUCCUACCUCAAAGGCUCAAAGCUGUGGAUCAUUAUGGAGUAUCUGGGCGGAGGAUCGGCGCUGGAUUUGCUGGAGCCCGGUGCUCUGGACGAGGUGCAGAUCGCCACCAUCCUGCGGGAAAUCCUGAAGGGUCUGGAGUACCUGCACUCUGAGAAGAAAAUCCACAGAGAUAUCAAAGCGGCCAAUGUGUUGCUGUCCGAGCAGGGCGAUGUCAAACUGGCGGACUUUGGUGUAGCGGGCCAGCUGACAGACACACAGAUCAAGCGCAACACGUUCGUAGGGACACCUUUCUGGAUGGCACCAGAGGUCAUUAAACAGUCCUCUUACGACUCAAAGGCUGAUAUCUGGUCUCUGGGGAUCACGGCGAUCGAGUUGGCAAAAGGUGAGCCGCCUCACUCGGACCUGCACCCCAUGAAGGUCCUCUUCCUCAUCCCAAAGAAUAACCCGCCCACGCUGGAGGGCAGCUACAGCAAACCGCUCAAAGAGUUUGUGGAGGCGUGCUUAAACAAGGAGCCCAGUUUUAGACCCACAGCCAAAGAGUUGCUGAAGCACAAACUGAUCGUGCGUUAUGCUAAGAAAACAUCCUACCUGACCGACCUGAUCGACCGAUACAAGCAGUGGAAGGCCGAGCAGUGCCGAGAGGACUCUGACGAUUCUGACUCAGAAGCGGAUGGACAGGCGUCUGGUGGAAACGACUUCAGCAAUGAUGAGUGGAUCUUCACGAUUCGCGAAAAAGACCCCAAAAAGCUGCAAAAUGGAGCCAAUAUGGAAGAGCAGGAUACACCUCAGAGGCCGCUGUCACAGAUCCUAUCUACUGUUAUUACACCAGUCUUAACAGAGCUGAAAGAGCGGGGCGACGAAUAUGCGGUGAAGCCUGACGUGUUGGACGAGUUAGGAGAGGCCAUAUUCCUCGCUGAGGAGACAUAUCCAGGGAUCUCUGAUGUCAUGGUGACCCAGCUCAUACAGAGACUACAGCGGUUCUCCAGAGCCAGGACGUCUUCUUCUUCUCCUCAGUGAUCGGUCCGCUGGGUAUACCAGUCAUGCCGGAGCCCCUCCCACCGUGCAGCGAAUCACAACACCAGCCGAGUGUCCUCCAAGUAGCGAGAGUCCUUCAAACUCCACAAGCUUCCUGUAGCGCUGUUUGUUUUAACAAACUCACAGACGAUGAACGGGUGUCUGUGUGUAUAUCUGGUGGGUGUGUGUAUGUAGUGCACAUGCGCACACACACACACAAACACACACACAGACUUGAUUGCAUAGUAAGCGAGUAGCUUCGGGAAGCUACUGCUUCUGUGUUACGACAUCAGCAAGUGGGGAAAAAAAAAACAUCGCUGAAACCCUUAAAUGCAACCAUAGCAUGGCUCUGAUCAAACAGCAUGGAUGGGUGUGUGUGAGUGAGUGUGUGUGAGCGUGUGUGAGUGUGUGUGAGCGUGUGUGAGCGUGUGUGAGCGUGUGUGAGCGUGUGUGAGCGUGUGUGAGAGAGAGAGAGAGUGAGUGUGAGGAGAGCCCUUUCCUUGCAAAAGGAGAUAUCAAAUCUGCAUCACCUCGACUAGAAAGAGUUUGGAUGCGUGUAUAGGCAUGUAUAUACUUUUACACACUCACAGAUUGUGUUAUUAUUUUUUUUCCAAACGGAUCACUGUGUACAGACGGCCACGCCCUGCUGUAGAUAUCGUUAGUAUUAAAAAAAGAAAAGAGAGAGAAAAGGUAAAUAUUUAAAACCCGAGCCUCUCAAAUGGCCAUUACAGAGAUUGCCUUGCCUUUUUAUUGAAUGUAUGUCACGUUUUGCGGGUGCUCUGUUUCAUUUUAAUAUAAAAAGAGUUUUACUCAUGAAAUCAUAAAUAAUGAUUUUUAUCAUAUCACCUUUGAAGAUUGUGUUUCUUUUCCUGUUCGUGUGGGUGAAUGGUUUACGUUAGACAGAAAUCCUUAUUCGCUUCAGGGUGGAAAAGAAGGAAAGAAAUGCAAGUCGUCAUGUUUACAGGUGAGUGCGAAAGUUUGUGUACCCUCAAGAAAGCCUUUUGGGGGCUGCACAUGGUAUCAGUUAAAAGAUUUGCAUCUCUCUUUCUAAAUAAACAUUUUCUCUAAUAAUAUUCUGCCAAAUUUUCAUAUCAGCCUUUGGAUCCUCUUAGUAAUAUUCAUAAUAAAUAAAUAACAUUAUUAAUGUGACUAUUAAAAAUAUGAAAAUUAAUAUUCGUAAUAAAAAAAUCUUCACUUUGGAUUCUUUUUUAAAAUGUAUUUUACAUUUUGGUUCAAUUUCAAUAGUCAUUUUAUUCAUUCAUUUAUCCAUUUAUUAAUAUUUCUUAUUUAUUUAAGUACCUGGUAGAUAAACCAUGGGAAGUAAACUUUUGCAACUGUAAAUGACCAUGCUGAGCUUUUAAAUUUAUUUUAGCGUUCAAUAAUUCUUUUAUCUUAAUAUUCACCUGGGGGACAAAAACAAUCAAUUUUUAAAAAUAGUUUUUUAAACAUUUAAUCUAAUUUUCAUUCAUUUUUAUUUUAUUUUCUUGGAAUUCUUUGUAGAUAAAUUGUAAAAUUCCCUUUUUUUUUGUUAUUCCUCAUUCAGAAACCAUGGGGGGGGGGGACUUUUUUUUCCUUUGCAAAUAACUGUUCACUUUUGAUUUUGCUUUAUUUUAUUUUUAAAGGAAUGCCUUUCGACUGAAAUAGACAAGAGUAUGAAAGAAAGUUCUUUACUGAAGUACUCGAUUGAUAGUCGAUCAGGGUUUUGUUACCAUUUUACAAUGAACACACAUUAACGUUAACUUUAUGUACAAAAAAGUCAUGCUACAAAAUAUAUACUUAAACAUUAAAUACAAAUGUUAAACUAGGUGCAUUUUUCCAUGAUGAAAUCCUUUUUUUUUUUUU